AAUCGGAUAUGGCACGGACUCGCGUGUGCUGCAUGACCAAUGAGAAGGCCCGGUUGGAGCUUCUUCAUUCUUCUGCCGGCUGUCACUGCAGAAGCACGCGUUUUCGGAGUGGUUUAGUGAUGUUUCGACGGGUGAUGCAAAUCUGAUAUCAAAAUUUGUGUGGUUUGUGGUACUGGCUAUUAUUAGUUUGAUCGAUCGUGACUGCCAUUGUCAAUGGAAGUGUAAUGGCGAGUUGCUAAUUGGGGCGUUCAAAAAUCAAAACGGUGGUAAUGUGCAACGGUGAAUAGUCGCUUGAUUGAAGAAAACCAUCCGCAGCGUGGGUGUAGUCUGGUGAAGAAAGGAAAUAAUACUCAUUCGCAUUCAACUCGCUUAUCCGGGAUACGUGACGGCACUGCAAAUUGGAAGAAAUUUUCAUUACAUAGGAGCGCUGUGCAAUACCGAAGAGAAUAUAAGUGAACAAGUGUAUAUACCACCGUCGACGGAUUGUGUCAUGAGAUUCAUGAUGGAAGUUCGUGCAGGGGCGUGAUUUAAUUCUAGCGACCAUUACCGGUCUCGUCUCAACGUUGCCAUCGUAAUUUGAGAGCCGAGGCGCAGAAGGACCCAAACUCAUCAUUACGGCCGAAUGGAAGGUCGAAGGUGAUUCCGGCACGGAUAAUCGAUAAAGAAAGAGCGGCUUCAGCAACCUGUGAUCAGUGAUUUUCGCCUCGAUCCGUGCGUAUCAAGCGCGAAAUUAUUAAGUUGUAAGCCGUGUGAAUCGCCGGAUCGGAGAAUGGCUGCGAUGAACACACUUCACAUCGUGUACGUGCCCCACAUGGUCGAGGGUACACCUGCUGUCCAGCUUUCGACGCUGAAGUAUUCGACCGUGGAAAUUGUCAACAGCAUUCGGCUGCCGCUGGACGGCGCUGCUCCUGUUGCUUCGUUACAGCAGCAGCAAUCAACGGUGGAAGUGAAUGCGAUCCAACAGCAGAUUGGCAGAAGGGCUGAACAGUAUGCGGAUUCGCCGGAAAUCGAUCCGAUUAUGAGAGCACGGGAACGGUUGCCGGUGAAAGAUUGGAUUGUCCGAGAUAGUUUUGUUGGCUCGUCGGAGAUUGGUGCUUGCUUGGAAUCACCUCCCUAUCCUACGUUGGACUUGUUCACGUUUAGCCGCGGUCCAAAAGUCAUACAAGAUGCGGUGCUAGAAGACUCCACAUCAAGCAUCGACGAAGGAAUUGGCUUUAGCGCGACGGACGAUUCCGGGGAUGAUCAAAGUCUGCCGGAUGACAACAACAACAAUAACCACCUUAUACCGGAUACCAAAGACGACCGCUGCAACGGAUACGGGGAAGAUGAUGAGGGUGAAGGGAAGCACGAUAAUUCUGCUCUUAUCAAGAACAAGAAAAAGCGGAAGGCUAGUAGUAAUAAAUCAUACAAAUGCGAAAUCUGUGAGGAAAUGUUUCCAAAGAAGAAACUGCUUCGUGACCAUCUCGUCGAGCAGCAUCCGGGACAAAAUCCAAACCGGUGUCACAUCUGCGGGAAAACGUUCAAGCUCCGGUCGAAUUUGCGCCAACAUUCGAGGAUCCACACCGGGGAGCGACCUUUUCGGUGUGACAUCUGCGGGAAAACUUUCGUACAGGGAAGUGCGUUAACCGUUCAUAAGGAGCUUCACAAAGACAAAAAAGAGUACACAUGUGAGAUUUGUAUGAAAGACUUCAAGUCAAAGUUCGCUUUUAAAAAGCAUGAAAAAGUGCACAACGGACUGAGACCUUUUAUCUGUGAUGUUUGUGGGAAGUCCUUCACCCAGUCGUGCAAUUUGAAGGCGCACCAGCAGUUGCACAAUGGGAAACACGCUUUCAAGUGUUCGACCUGUUUCAAAACUUUCCGCUUUAAAUCGCACUACGAGGAUCAUCUAAUGACCCAUACCAAGGAUAAAAAGUACUCAUGUGCUAAAUGCGGCCGAAAUUUCGCCUACAAAAACUCCUACCAGCGCCAUAUGCAACACAUCCACAGGGACGAAAUGGCCCACCAGUGUGGAAUUUGCAGUAAAACGUUCGUUAAAUUAAGCCACCUGACAUUCCACAAAAAGUGCCACCGAAAGGCAGAACUGCUAAUUUGUGCCAUUUGCGGUCUGGAGUUCAACGGGGAGGCAGCCUUUGCCAAACACAACGAAACCGUUCACCGCGAAGAAGACCAACGGAGGCUGUUCAAAUGCGUCAUAUGUAGCAAAUCCUUCGAGGAGGAAUCCGAGCUGAUGACACAUUUUAUGCUGCAUGAAGCAGACGAUUGCCCUUUCCAGUGCGGGAUGUGUGGAAUUUUGAACCUGAGCCAAGCGUAGAUAAUUAGCGACAGGGGGAGGGAAAGAGAAUCUUUUGUAUGCAUUCCGUCGUGGGUAGUUAUGCAUUCAUAGAUAAGCAGAAACAAAACUGUUUGUGAUAUGUGGAAAUAUUAAGGAAAUUAGAGUUGUAUAUAUAAUUUAGAUUAUGAUAAGAUAAUUAUUAAUUAUUAGGUUGGGAUAAUCCCAAAACGGCAUACGAGAGACCAAACUCGUUUGGGGUAGUUCAUGAAUUUAAAUUACAAUAAAGAUUCUAUUUGUCGUAUCUGGAAA
Molecule: messenger RNA, 2581 nt
Organism: Armigeres subalbatus
Lineage: Eukaryota; Metazoa; Arthropoda; Insecta; Diptera; Culicidae
Product: zinc finger protein ZFP2-like
Exons: 3
Coding region: 770-2311 (513 amino acids)
Source: RefSeq, a predicted model, not a curated record